This is a messenger RNA of Camellia sinensis, 1070 nucleotides long. Its product is annotated as chlorophyll a-b binding protein 21, chloroplastic. The record is from RefSeq and is a predicted model, not a curated record. Gene Ontology annotation, biological process: photosynthesis, light harvesting. Gene Ontology annotation, cellular component: membrane. NCBI's taxonomy places the organism in Eukaryota, Viridiplantae, Streptophyta, Magnoliopsida, Ericales, Theaceae.
UGCAAUGUACAACCCAUCAAACUCAAGCCACAAGCACCCAUCUUUAGCUCUUAUUUGGAACAAAAACUAGUGUUCCUUUCAAUAGUUCUCAUUUCCCCAUCCAAUGGCUGCUUCCACAAUGGCUCUCUCUUCUCCAUCUUUCGCCGGAAAGGCGGUGAAACUCUCUCCUUCCACCCCAGACCUCGUUGGCAGAGGAAGGAUCAGCAUGAGGAAGUCUUUUGGCAAGCCAGGCCCAUCAGGUAGCCCGUGGUACGGCCCAGACCGGGUCCUGUACUUGGGCCCACUCUCCGGUGAGCCCCCAUCCUACCUCACUGGAGAAUUCCCUGGUGAUUAUGGCUGGGACACUGCUGGGCUUUCAGCUGAUCCAGAAACAUUCGCCAAGAACCGUGAGCUUGAGGUGAUCCACUGCAGAUGGGCCAUGCUUGGAGCUCUUGGGUGUGUCUUCCCAGAGCUCUUGGCCCGCAACGGUGUCAAGUUCGGUGAGGCCAUCUGGUUCAAGGCUGGAGCCCAAAUCUUCAGUGAGGGUGGACUUGACUACUUGGGCAACCCUGGCUUGAUCCAUGCUCAAAGCAUUUUGGCCAUUUGGGCUUGCCAAGUUAUCUUGAUGGGCGCCGUGGAGGGAUACCGUAUUGCUGGUGGGCCUCUCGGUGAGGUGACUGACCCACUCUACCCGGGUGGAAGCUUCGACCCGUUGGGCCUUGCCGAUGACCCAGAGGCCUUUGCUGAGCUAAAGGUGAAGGAGAUCAAGAAUGGUAGACUAGCCAUGUUUUCCAUGUUUGGAUUCUUUGUUCAAGCCAUUGUGACUGGAAAGGGACCAUUGGAGAACCUUGCUGACCACCUUGCUGAUCCAGUGAACAACAAUGCUUGGGCUUAUGCCACCAACUUUGUCCCCGGAAAAUGAGCAAAAUUACUGAGAAGGAAAGAAUGCCUAAGCUACUUGUACCUCUGCUAGCAAUGUAAAAUUGGGUGUGAAUUAUGCAGAGAAAUGUUGUGGUUUGCUUUUAUUUUAUGUACUACAAAUAAUUUUUUAUUUUUAUUUUUAUUUGAAUUGUGAAACAUGUUCUUCUUUA